AGAGAGGCAGGACAACCAUAUGGCAGAUAUAAAUACUGGAACGCAAUAACGUUCAUAGCAUUCUGCACUGUCUCGCUGCAGAAUCCGAACAACGAUGGAGAUUCUUCGUGCUUUUCUGCUUGUUACCUUCCUGUGUCUGGCCACGGGAUACCCUCGGCCUGGCGGAGGAGGGGGGUACGGGGGGUACGGGGGCUCGUACAGUUACCCAGUCAGUCGUCCGGUCGUGACGAAGGUGGUCCGGCCAGUCGUGACGGUGAGGAGGGUCGUGACUCCGGUCGUCACUAAGGUCGUGACGGUGAAGAAGGUCGUUUCCCCCGUGGGAGUCAGCGGGGGACACCACGGGGGAGGGGGAUAUUCGUCCGGUGGCUACGGCGGUGGUGGAUUCUCGUCGGGUGGACACGGAGGUGGAUUUUCGUCGGGUGGAUUCGGCGGGAGUGGAUUCUCGUCGGGUGGACACGGAGGUGGAUUCGGCGGUGGUGGAUUCUCUUCGGGUGGAUACGGCGGGAACACCGGUGGCUUUUCGACCGGAGGCGGACACGGCGGUGGAUUUGCUGUGGGUGGAGGUUUCAGCGGAAGCGGCUUCGUGUCGGGUGGAUUCGGGAGCAGCGGAGGUGGAGGAGGCUACGGCCACAACAGCUGGUAAAUAAUUGCGAAGAGGAAAGCGUAAAGAGAAGAGCAAGAAGUGAAACAAACAAACAAAAAAUAGCAGCGGCAUUAGAAACAUAAAACACAUACAAACAAGCACAAAGACAAACAUACAAAGAAACACAACCCGAACAUGCACAAAAAAAAGAUAUAAACAAAAAUCACGCUAUCGAAACAGUACCACAAUAUAGACACCAGAACAAGAGGCUUUGUAUAUACAACUAUCGUUUUGGAUUUUGUGUGUCUUAAGGCAUACUAAAAUCAUACAAACGCAACCGUAAUGUUCCAUAUGCAAGUAAAAGAAAACUGCUUUAUGUAAUUCAUACAGUGCUGUAUGGUUCCCUGUUUUUGUCAUCAUCAAAUGUUUACAGUUUCUUCAUGUUCAAGAGAAAUAGUUCAAUAAAAAUACCUCAUUAGGUUACUUCAAU
Messenger RNA from Penaeus vannamei (Pacific white shrimp), 1073 nucleotides. RefSeq lists its product as uncharacterized. Lineage: Eukaryota; Metazoa; Arthropoda; Malacostraca; Decapoda; Penaeidae. The record is from RefSeq and is a predicted model, not a curated record.